This is a messenger RNA of Dioscorea cayenensis subsp. rotundata (Guinea yam), 1809 nucleotides long. Its product is annotated as putative methylesterase 14, chloroplastic. The record is from RefSeq and is a predicted model, not a curated record. Gene Ontology annotation, biological process: jasmonic acid metabolic process; salicylic acid metabolic process. Lineage: Eukaryota; Viridiplantae; Streptophyta; Magnoliopsida; Dioscoreales; Dioscoreaceae. The transcript is spliced from 5 exons. Gene Ontology annotation, molecular function: methyl indole-3-acetate esterase activity; methyl jasmonate esterase activity; methyl salicylate esterase activity. Bases 525 to 1571 code for a protein of 348 amino acids.
AAAAAACUCAAAAGACUUGGAUUGAUGCCAAGGACUGCCAUUUCCUCUCCAUCUUCUUCUUUCUUUUUUUUAUUUAUUUAAUUAUGUUUUUUUAAUCUCAGAAAUUAUUCUGCAAAAAUAAACUCCAAACAAUCACAAACAAUGUGUUUUUGUUAUUUUGCAUAUCUCCAUUGAUUAAAAAUUGCAUCUUUUCAUAAUCCCUCCCUUUAUUAUUAUUUUUUUUUUCUGAUUUUUUUUUCCAUUUAUUUUCUUGUAAUUUGUAUGGAUCCAUUCUCAUUUGGGUGAGUGAUUUGGUGAGAUCUCAGAAAAAUCUCACCUUUUUUUCAUUCCCAUCUCCAAAAUCUCUUCUUUCCAAACCCUAAUUUCAGGAAUAUUUCAUCAAAAUCCCAUCUUUCCUUUUUUUUUUCUUUCCCCCAAUCAUUCCAUAUCUCCAUCUUGAUUCAUCCCAAAAGUCAAAACCCUACCUUUACCUCUUCUUCACCUUCCAUUUCAACCAAGAAAAGCGGAAAGAUUGAUUCUUUGCUAUGGGAAACACACUGACAUGCAAGCCAAAGAAGGAUUCAAUUGGGGAUGGAUUGGUUUCAAGGAGCAAGAGGGUUUCAAAGUCCCAAAGGAUGUCAGAGGAGGAGCUUCUCCAUAGACAAGCUCUGGCUAUGGCCUUGCAGCAGCACCAGCUUUCACAGAGGUUUGAGGGCUCCAUGUCAAGAAGGAUUGGAGGUUCCACCAGCUCCCGGAGACACGCUACCACCAUUUCUGAGUCCUUUUCCAACGGCAAACAACAGGUCCCUUUAUGUCUUGAUAAUGUUGAAACUAAGAAAAUUGUACUCGUGCACGGGGAAGGGUUUGGAGCAUGGUGUUGGUAUAAAACUAUUUCGAUGUUGGAGGAAGCCGGACUACAUCCUAUUGCCGUGGAUCUCACUGCAUCUGGAAUCAAUAACACCAAUGCAAAUGCUGUAGCUUCCCUGGCAGAGUAUGCAAAACCGCUCUCAAUUUACUUGGCUGACCUUCAAGAAAACGAGAAGGUUAUUUUGGUCGGCCAUAGCUGCGCCGGUGCAAGCAUAUCAUAUGCGAUGGAACAUUACCCGAAUAAGAUUGCAAAAGCUGUAUUUCUUACUGCAACAAUGGUUUUGGAUGGCCAAACACCUUUUGAUAUAUUUGCUGAGGAAUUAGCAUCUGCGGAAGCUUUCAUGAAAGAGUCACAAUUUUUAUUAUAUGGUAAUGGUAAAGAUAAACCUCCCUCUGGUCUUUUGUUCGACAAACAACAAUUAAAGGUUCUCUAUUUCAACCAAAGCCCGCCCAAGGAUAUUGCAUUGGCAACUGUUUCAAUGAGACCGAUGCCUCUCGCGCCGAUAAUGGAGAAGCUACAUCUUACAAGAGAAAAUUACGGCUCUGUGCGCAAAUACUUCAUUCAAACACUGGACGACCGAAUGCUCUCUCCGGACAUCCAAGAGAAGUUGGUGCGCGAAAACCCGCCCACCGGAGUGUACAAAAUCAAAGGCAGUGAUCAUUGUCCUUUCUUCUCGAAACCACAAUCGCUGAACAAGAUUUUACUGGAGAUCACUCAAAUUUGAGCAGUCAAAAGGUUCAGUGUUCACAAUUAAGGUUGUAGAUAGCAGGGAGUAAAGCAGGAUGAGCUCAUGGAAUACAUUUAAUUUAAUUUAAUUUAUUAUUUUUUAAAAAAAAAUGGUUAGGAACUUGUUCUGUUAGGUAUGUUUCUAUGAGUUUUUUUUUUUUUUGGUUGAGUCCUUUAAAAGAUUGAAACUAGUAGGUAUCCUUUCAAUGUCAAGAUAAUUAUUAGGUUUUUUGGUA